AUGGCCUCUCUACUAAACGAACCUUUGCUUUCGGACCGACCUCCUUCUACCGAUAUACCAAGCACUACGGCUAAAGGAGAUGACGCAAGCCAAGAUAAGUUAAUUGAUAAAGCAAUUGAGAAUCAAGCGAUUGAGGGUCAAGCGGCUGAAGGUCAGGCGGCUAAGGGUCAGGCGGCUGAAGGUCAAGCGGCUGAGGGUCAAGCAGAUGAGGACGAAGCACAAGAAGGUGAAGCAGAUACAAUACGCGGCGAAAGCGUAGAAGAAGAAAACUUAAAUUUGCAAGGUGAACAAACUCAAUUGGCUACGGAUGCGCCAGACCUUACUUUUGCUGAGCGCCGCGCUACUACAACUCGACAGCUAUCCGAAAUUCUUGACCCUACUUUUGCUGAGCGCCGCGCUACUAUAACUCGACAGCCAUCCGAAAUUCUUGAAACCCCGCGCGGUAUUGCAAGUGACGCUCUUCAAACACCAAUAAACUCUCGCGCAAAUACAGACCAGCACUUAUCAUCUCUUAGACCUCGAUCCGCAAACGCAGUCAGAUAUACUCCGGCUAUUCAAUCCGAAAUGAACAAAGGCAUCGUUCCUGACAAUACUAGCAUGAGUACUAACAGCUUUCAAAACAAUUCUUCUGCAGCUGCUGAACUUUCUUCUGCUUCUACUAGCAAUCGCACUAAAAAAGCUUUCGCGCAAAAAGCUCUUAAAGGGUCUCUCACUGUCCCGGGCCCAAUUAUAGCUACAAAAACCGCGACGAGGACGAUGCCUUAUAGUGAUACAGAUGAAGAAGAGCAAGGCGAUGAUGAGGAAAACUCAAGUGAAAAUGAUAUUCCUCUUUCUCAAUACAAAAGAGCUAAAAAAUCACUCUCGACGGCUAGAGCUGCUCGCUCCGUUCCAUCAGCUGGCAAAUCACCUUCGGCAGCUAAAACUUCUUCUCGUCAAAAAUCCAAAAAAGGCAAGUAUCUUAAGAAGUCUGCAGUUGUUGCGAAAAAAGGAGGUCUAAGCCAACGAAAGCGCCGUCGCUACAAGCCAGGAAACUUUAAAUUUCAAAGCGGUGCUUUAGAAUGUUUACAAGAAGCUUCAGAGGCAUUCUUCGUAAGAGAGUUUGAAAUGACGAACUUAUGUGCUAUUCACGCUAAACGAGUAACGAUUCAAAACAAGGAUAUGGCGUUAGUUAGGAAAUUGCGGGAAAUCAUGACUGGAAGUUUUGUUUAG
This is a messenger RNA of Drepanopeziza brunnea f. sp. 'multigermtubi' MB_m1, 1209 nucleotides long. Lineage: Eukaryota; Fungi; Ascomycota; Leotiomycetes; Helotiales; Drepanopezizaceae. The record is from RefSeq and is a predicted model, not a curated record.